AUGAGCAUCUCAGAACAUCAACGACAAUUCUUCAGGGAAAUAUCGUUCGCCAGCCACUUCUGUGCGAACCAGUACAUUGAGGCGAUCCCCUUGGGCAUGUGCUUGCGGGGGGGGGGGGGAGUCAGCGGCAGGGGAGUGACGGUGCUCGUACUUAGGGGCUGGACGGAGGGGGGUCUUCGAGAACCCAAUUUAUUCGACGGCAGGGGAGCUUGGAACGCGGGGAGCAUUUUCGUCCUCUUU
This is a messenger RNA of Iphiclides podalirius (scarce swallowtail), 240 nucleotides long. NCBI's taxonomy places the organism in Eukaryota, Metazoa, Arthropoda, Insecta, Lepidoptera, Papilionidae. The record is from the annotation of a GenBank genome assembly.